CCCGGAACCGGAAGUUCAUGUGUCAUUGUUGUUGUGUUUAUCUGAGACUUCUGCAGCUUCAACACUCAUAAUGACGGCUUCAGAUCUGUCAGUAAAUACCGACAGCAGGUGAUGGACAGAACCUUCAAUCUUUGACCCAAACAGCACAUGAACCCGCUUGAACUGGAUCACUUUACACUGAAUCGAUGCUCUCUGAUGAACUUGAAUCCAAACCUGAGCUGCUGGUUGAGUUUGUUCAGAACGCCUCCAUACCGUUGGGUCAGAGCCUGGAGGAAUCAGACACCAAACCAUCCUGUGUCCCUCUGCUCUCCCCUUCACAGAACUCCUUAUGCAGCCCGUUAGAACGUCCAGAGAGCGCUCUUAGUCAUGCGGCAUCCCCUUCACUGUUGGAGUUUGGACCCGAGCACAGUCCUCUGGUGGUGCAGCUGCAGUCUCCCUCCCCCCCAACACAAACCCCGCCCACCAUCAUACACGAGCUCCAGAACCAGGACAGCUCCUCAUACGUCCUUCUCAAUGUUGCCAAAGGAUUGGCUUCUUCAUCAGAGCCGCUGGUGUUUGUGCAGGAUGAUGUUGAUGAAGCAGAAGAGGAGAUCGCAGCAGGAGAAUGCACAGAUGGCAGCGCACCGUGGUACCUGCGCGUGCAGGAGCUGGCGCACGACAGUCUGAUCGCUGCCACACGUGCACAGCUCGCGAAAGACGCCCGUGCCAGCAGCAACAGUGACCACAUUCACAGCUGUCAAUCAGAGGGGCCAAAAAAAGAGCUGCUGCCUCGAGCCAGUCGUACGCCUUCAGAUAAAACGCUCAGAUGUCCCUAUGAGAACUGCCACAGGACGUUCGCCUAUCCAGCUCACCGCAAAUACCACUUAAAAACACACAGGAAUGAUCGCACGUUCCGCUGUGGAGCAGAGGGGUGUGGUAAGAGUUUUUACGUGCUGCAGCGGCUGCAGGUGCACAUGAGAACUCACAAUGGCGAGAAACCGUUCAUCUGCAACGAGAAGAACUGCGGCAAGAAGUUCACCACCGCCGGCAACCUGAAGAAUCACAAACGCACGCAUACUGGUGAAAAACCCUUCCUUUGUGAGGUGGACAGCUGCGGUCGCUCCUUCGCAGAAUACUCCAGUCUGCGCAAACACAUGCUCGUUCACUCGGGUGAGAAGCCUCACGUGUGUUCGAUCUGCGGUAAAACCUUCUCUCAGAGCGGCAGCAGAAAUGUCCACAUGAAGAAGAGACACGGCGAGGACACAAUGCCCGCCCCUGACAGCAGAGACAUGGGUGAGGCGCUCACUCACAGCAGCUUGUUGGAGGCGGAUGGCAGUGGCGGCGACUCAAUAGUGAACAUGACAACGGUGGAGUCCAUGAAUUUACAUCACGCCAUGUUGAGAACGCAAGGGCAAUAAUUAAGAAGUUCAAAUCAACUGGAGAUGUUAAGAAUCGGCCUGGAAGAGGACGUGUGUCUAUAUUGUCUCCACGCACAGUGAGGAGGAUGGUUCAAGUGGCCAAAGAAUCUCCAAGGAUCACAGCUGGAGAAUUGCAGAAAUUUGUUGGGUCUUGGGGUCAGAAAGUCUCCAAAACUACAAUCAGACAUCACCUACAUCACCACAAGUUGUUUGGGAGGGUUUCAAGAAAAAAGUCUCUACUCUCAUCCAACAACAAACUCAAGCGUCUUCAGUUUGCCAGACACUACUGGAACUUCAAAUGCGGCCAGGUUCUGUGGUCAGAUAAAACAAACAAAAAAAAGAGCUUUUUGGCAGCAAACACCAGAGAUGGGUUUGGCGUACACAGAGAUGAAGUACCACCCAAUGCCCACAGUUAAAUAUGGUGCUGGAUCUUUAAUGUUGUGGGGCUGUUUUUCUGCCAGAGGUCCUGGACAUCUUGUUUGGAUACAUGGCAUCAUGGACUCUAUCAUAUACCAACAGAUCCUAAAUCAAAACCUGACUGCCUCUGCCAGAAAGCUUACAAUGGGCCGUGGUUGGAUCUUCCAGCAGGACAAUGAUCCAAAACACACAUCAAAAAGAUCAAAAGGAUAAACAAUAAAGACAUAUUUUUCACAGCCUUCUUUGCACAUAUUUACCAAGGGUGCCAAUAUUUUAGGCCACAACUGUACAAGUGAGCUUAAGUGAGCUUAGUUUUAAAAAACAUAUUAGCAAUGUCUGUAAAAAAGCAAAUGAUCUGUUACCUUCGCAACAUUAUUUUAAGUCGUAUUUUGGCCGUGCUAUCAAAGAGUUUUAUCAAAUAUGAUAAUAACUCCCUAAACCUCUGAAACAACUUUCCUUUUCGGCUGACGUCACUAAACACUCUUAUUUUACACCAUCUAAUUAAAUCCUCAUGGAGAAAAUCGAGGGAUCAAGUUGGAUUCUGUUCCACUCAGAAACAUGUUACAUGACAGAAGUCAAAUAGGUUGAAAAUGCUGUUUUAUGAUGAUGAUGAUGAUGAUGAUGUAUUUGAAAUGGUCGGGGGAAAGUCUUUCUGACAGUUUGAGGUCUGCUGAAUUCAACGGUUUUAAAAACAUCACACUUACUGUA
Molecule: messenger RNA, 2522 nt
Organism: Myxocyprinus asiaticus (Chinese sucker)
Lineage: Eukaryota; Metazoa; Chordata; Actinopteri; Cypriniformes; Catostomidae
Gene: znf410
Product: zinc finger protein 410
Exons: 12
Coding region: 186-1397 (403 amino acids)
Biological process (GO): regulation of transcription by RNA polymerase II
Molecular function (GO): RNA polymerase II cis-regulatory region sequence-specific DNA binding; DNA-binding transcription factor activity, RNA polymerase II-specific
Source: RefSeq, a predicted model, not a curated record